CCCCUCCUCCUCCCGGGGGUGGGGGGUGGUCAGGUGACCGAACAGCUGCCCCCCAUACAGUACCGCCACAGUACCAGACGUCAGUAGUCGGGAGCACCGGAUUACCGGAGGACCGGAGAACGGGAGUAGACUACAGUAGUCCGCCGCUCAGUCUUCUUCCAUAGUCCCGUACCGCGCGCGCAGAGCGCAGAGAUGGCGCGUCGCGCGGCGCUGCUGGUGUUACUGGUGUUACUGGGAGCGACCUUGGCUCCGGCGUCGGAGGUGCCUGGUGAUGACGCGCUGGGCCUGCUGGGGGAGCCGCAGGUGGCCAUGUUCUGUGGGAAGCUCAACAUGCACGUCGAUGUGCAGAGCGGGAGGUGGGGAGCAGACCCAGCCGGAGCCAAGAGCUGCAUCGGUACCAAGGAGGGCAUCCUACAGUACUGCCAAGAGGUGUAUCCAGAGCUGCAGAUCACGAACGUGGUGGAGGCCAACCAGCCAAUCAGCAUCCAGAACUGGUGCAAGAAAGGCCGCAAGCAGUGCGGCAGCCACACCCACAUCGUGGUGCCGUACCGCUGCCUCGUGGGGGAGUUUGUGAGCGAUGCUCUGCUGGUUCCGGACCAGUGCCGGUUCCUGCACCAGGAGCACAUGGACCAGUGUGAGAGCCACCUGCACUGGCACACCGUGGCCAAGGAGUCCUGUGGCGACCGCUCGAUGAAUCUCCAUGACUACGGGAUGCUGUUGCCGUGCGGCAUCGACCGUUUCCGGGGGGUGGAGUUUGUGUGUUGCCCAGCGGAGGCGGAGCCUGAGGCGGACAGCGGCCAGCAGGAAGGGGCGGAGUCUGACGUCUGGUGGGGCGUAGCCGAGAACGAGUACACAGAUAACAGUAUGACCCGGCAGACGGACAUGGGGGCCGCCGCCACCGAGGAUGAUGAGGAUGAGGACGAAGAGUACCAGGAAGACCGGGACGGGGAGGCGGGCGACGAAGAGGAGGACGAAGAGGAGGACGAGGACGGAGACGAGAGGGACAGUGGCGAGCGCAGCGCCAGCGUCGCCACGACAACCACCACCACGGAGUCGGUGGAGGAGGUGGUCCGGGUGGACCCCUACCUCGGGGGCCCCCCCAGCCCAGUGGACCCCUACCUCGGGGGCCCCGGGACCGGAGGGGAGCACAGAGACUUCCAGAAGGCGAAGGAGAGACUGGAGGCCUCGCACCGCGACAAGAUGGCCCAGGUGAUGAGGGAGUGGGAGGACGCUGAGCGACAGGCCAAGAGUCUUCCUCGUGCCGAAAAGAAGGCCGUCAUCCAGCUCUUCCAGCAGCGGGUGGGGGCCCUGGAGCAGCGCGCGGCGGCGGAGCGGCAGCAGCUGGUGGAGCACCACGCCGGGCGGGUGGAGGAGCUGCUCAACGGCCGGAGACGCCUCGCCCUGGAGGCCUACCGGACCGGGCUGCAGGCCACGCCCCCACGGCCCCGGCAGGUCCUGGGCCUCCUGAAGAAGUACGUGCGGUCGGAGCAGAAGUACCGACAGCACAGCCUGAAGCACUACGAGGCCAUCAGGGCCGUGGCCCCCCACAGGGCCGCGGAGGUGAUGACUCGUCUCCGUGUGAUUGACGAGAGGCUGAACCAAUCCCUGGAGCUCCUCUACAAGGUUCCAAGCGUCGCUGACCAGAUCCAAGCCCAAGUCGCUGUUCUGAUGCAGAAUGUUCGGGCAGAGCUGUCUCAGCAGGUCUCCUCCCUGCAGAGCGAGGGGCGGGCCGAGGGGCGUGUCAGCUAUGGUGACGACGCCCUGAUGCCCCCGGCCGCGGCCCCCCGCCCCGGGCCCCUGGACCAGCUGAGCUUCAACCAGCCCAACACCGAGAACCACGUGUUGGCCCUGAUGCCGGAGGAGAGGCGGGAGGUGGUCCUGGACCCCGAGGAGGAACAGGGCACUGGCUACGAGGUCCACCCCCAGAGGCUGGUGUUCAUCGCUGAGGAUGUGAGCUCCAACAAGGGCGCCAUUAUCGGACUGAUGGUGGGAGGAGUCGUCAUAGCGACGGUGAUUGUCAUCACCCUGGUGAUGCUGAGGAAGAAACAACACUCGUCCAUCCAUCAUGGAGUGGUCGAGGUGGACGCGGCGGUGACCCCUGAAGAGCGACACCUCACCAAGAUGCAGCAGAAUGGCUACGAGAACCCCACCUACAAGUUCUUUGAGCAGAUGCACAACUGAAGUCUCCUCUUAGGUCCUCCCUUCAGAUUAACCCCCAUGGCCUGCUCCAUCCCGGCUCCACGCCCUCACCUGGGGGUACCUCCACGCCCUCACCUGGGGGUACCUCCACGCCCUCACCUGGGGGUACCUCCACGCCCUCACCUGGGGGGUACCUCGCCCUCACCUGGGGGUACCUCCUCGCCCUCACCCGGGGGGUACCUCCACGCCCUCACCUGGGGGUACCUCCUCGCCCUCACCUGGGGGUACCUCCACGCCCUCACCUGGGGGUACCUCCUCGCCCUCACCUGGGGGUACCUCCACGCCCUCAUCUGGGGGGUACCUCGCCCUCACCUGGGGGGUACCUCCACGCCCUCACCUGGGGGGUACCUCGCCCUCACCUGGGGGUACCUCCUCGCCCUCACCUGGGGGUACCUCCACGCCCUCACCUGGGGGGUACCUCACCCUCACCUGGGGGGUACCUCGCCCUCAUCUGGGGGGUACCUCCACGCCCUCACCUGGGAGGUACCUCGCCCUCAUCUGGGGGGUACCUCCACGCCCUCACCUGGGGGGUACCUCGUGUGGUUGUAGACCUGGUCCGGACCAGGAUCACCCGGUCCGGCGGCCUAGAGCUGGAAUGGAACACAGGCUCCCGAACCCCUGACCCCUAGAGGACUGUUGACCUCUGGACCCUAGAGGACCUGAACCCCCUCUGACCCCUAGAGGACUGUUGACCCCUAGAGGACCUGGACCCCCUCUGACCCCUAGAGGGGUCGCCCAUUUCACUUGCACAACGUAAGCCAAUCACAGAGCACGUCAUUGUGUGUACAGAGUAGCCUAUGGCAUGUCUUAUGUCAGGUCAUCAGGAUUGAGUCCUUUGACGUCUUGUCCCGGUUCCUCCUCAUGCUCCAGACAACAGCUGGGCUGUUUAUGACAGGGGGAGCCCUAACCCCGUUUAUGACAGGGGGAGCCCUAACCCCGUUUAUGACAGGGGAGCCCUAACCCCUUUUAUGACGGGGUGAGCCCUAACCCUGUUUAUGACGGGGUGAGCCCUAACCCUGUUUAUGGCGGGGUGAGCCCUAACCCUGUUUAUGACAGGGUGAGCCCUAACCCUGUUUAUUGCGGGGUGAGCCCUAACCCUGUUUAUGACGGGGGGAGCCCUAACCCUGUUUAUGACAGGGUGAGCCCUAACCCUGUUUAUUGCGGGGUGAGCCCUAACCCUGUUUAUUGCGGGGUGAGCCCUAACCCUGUUUAUUGCGGGGUGAGCCCUAACCCUGUUUAUGACGGGGGGAGCCCUAAUUCUGUUUAUGACGGGGUGAGCCCUAACCCCAACGCUCUCAGCUCUUAGGAUUAAACACCUCAGGGUUGUUUUUAAUGAAGAAAAACCGAGAGAAAAGGAUUUACAGAAUAUGUACAGUUUAAGGACGAGUGGUUUUUCAUUUGAUGUGCAUUGAUGAGGUUAGCUCCGAGUAAACGUAGUGCAUGUUGCCUAAGACCUCCUGGCAGGACUGUACAUUUCUAGGGUUAGGUUUCUUUUGGACAUCAGGAGGUGUAGGAACAAUGUGCUUCGCUGCAACACAGAAUUGCUUUAAGGAGCCUUUCCCUCCCCUUUCUGCAUGGCCAGAACAACGCUCUGUGAUAUUUUAUUGUAGUGUUUGAGUUCUAUGCACACCAGUCCCUUCUUAAGUGGAUUCCCCGUCCCCGCCCACCCACCCAGCCCGGAGAAGAUCCGAGUCCAGCCUUGAGAUGCAGGGUGGUGCAUCGUUGGUUCUGAUGGUUCCUCCUCGUCGGUUCCACUCCUCCAGAGCGGCUGUGUUUUAGUUUCCCUUUAUUCCUAUAACCACUCCCCUGUUCUGUCUGACCGCUCUCCUGCCAUCGUUCAGCUCUCCAGAGAACUGAACUGUACUCCAGAGAUCUGCAGCCUGCUCUGCAUAUAUCCCCACUCAGCUGCACUCCCCUGAAACCAUCUCUCACGUCCACAUUCUAUUUUUCUAUCUUUGUUUAUACGUGUACAGUGUGUUCAGUGCUGAGAACCUUUGCUUGCCUAUUCGUUAAGUGUUUUAGUUGUGAAGUAUCCCGCUUGUAAAGCAGACAAACCCUGACCUGCUGACCAGCAUGUUAGAACCCCGAGCAUGAUCAGACUGAAGGACUGCAGUACCCAGAAGGCCAUACUCCAGUCCACCAUAAAGAGACUGAAGGACUGCAGUACCCAGAAGGCCAUACUGCAGUCCACCACUCCUCCCUCACCUCCACGUGAUGAAUGAUGACCGACGAUGAAUAGAACCGGGGCACCCCGAGGCCUCCGGGGCACCCCGAGGCCUCCGGGGCACCCCGAGGCACCCCGAGGCCUCCGGGGCACCCGGGGCACCCGGGGCACCCCGAGGCCUCCUGACCCCCCGGCCGGGAGACACACGGCGAGGGGGUGCAGGGAUUUGAUUUUUUAACUUAUUUAGCUUUUAUCAUUUGGUUCUUUGAAGUCUUGUUGUAAUAAUGAUGAGGUCAUCAACACCAGGGAUCACUUCCUGUUCAGCUCAGUGAACCACCUGCUUAGUGGACUGCUUUGUACCCACAACCCCCUCAAUAAAGUUUGAAUGUACAGAA
Messenger RNA from Gadus morhua (Atlantic cod), 4758 nucleotides. RefSeq names its product amyloid-beta A4 protein. NCBI's taxonomy places the organism in Eukaryota, Metazoa, Chordata, Actinopteri, Gadiformes, Gadidae. The transcript has 16 exons. The record is from RefSeq and is a predicted model, not a curated record. Gene Ontology annotation, cellular component: early endosome; membrane raft; Golgi apparatus. Gene Ontology annotation, molecular function: transition metal ion binding; signaling receptor binding; signaling receptor activator activity. Gene Ontology annotation, biological process: axonogenesis; central nervous system development. The coding region runs from base 193 to 2181 and encodes 662 amino acids.